AUAAAAUUUCACAUGGUUUAAAAUUUUACUGGUUACAAACAACUUCCUUUCACAGAUUACCGAGGCAGAACGCAGUGAGAAUAUGGAUAUUCACCGGAUUUUUGUGUCUGUUUAUCUUGUGGUUUUGUCAUGUGAUCAAGCUACUACAGAUAUAAGUGAAAUCAAAGAUAUUGCAGACUGGGAGGAGGCGGUUUCAGUCUGUUUCAACCGAGGAUGUGUUCUGGAAAGUAAUUUAACAGUCCUUUCGAAAUACCUUCAACAAAAUAACAACGUACAGAGUCUCUGGAGUGGAAGUUACAUAGCGAUGUUACCCUGGAUGGAAAUCUUAGGUUGUUUCAGGAUAAAAUGGAUGUAUAGUGUGGAAGAAAUAACGUUUGCAAAAAGCAUGAUUGAAGUGAAUUCUGCUGUAUGCCAACUUAAAUGUUCCCAUGCGAGGUAUUUUGCGGUUAACUCUGAUACAAGCCGAUGUGUGUGUUUUGAUGACCAGGGACUAGUAAACUCACCAAGCCUAAGUGCUGAUGAAUGCUUAAAACGUUGUUUGAUCAAUAAUACAGACUGUUUUGAACUUGUAUUUACGUAUAAAAUUUUAAAUGAGACUGAUUUACAACUUGAUAUUCCAACCGAUACUCUUAAAUCGUGUGUUUAUUCAGACUGCAUUUCGUCUCAACAGCGGUAUGAAAAAGACUAUUGUAGUAAACCAUAUAUUGCUCUGUGCCGGGAUGGUCAGAAUGCCGUCCAUUCCACUGAGUAUGCAUCAUAUGACGGUUUACUAUGGGGAUGUUUGUAUCAAAAAGAUACAUUUCCCCUGUUGUUUUCUGCAGACAUUUGUGAUUUAGAUCAGAGUAGCACACAGCACUGGAUUGGUGUAAGAAGCCAGACAUUACAUAUUCAUUACAUGGAUCAAUAUGAUGUUACGUUUGAGACUGUUAAAGACAGAAUUGUCAAAUGUGGUCACUACAACAGAAGUGGUAUCAAUUUUGGUAAUUGUAGUAUCCAAAAUCACUUCAUUUGUAAAACAGGUUCAUUCGAAACUACUGAAGUUUUCACUACUCUAACAUCUAUUGGGACAACACAUCUACAGAACGGUCUCACCGAAGUAACUGACGGAUCAAAUACUUCAAACUUUACAGUGACAACAGGUCUUCAAAACGCAACAUUGGAAAGGCAAAAGAAAGAAGACAGUACCAGUAUCAGUGCAUAUACUAUUAUGUUAGCUGUUGUGAUGGUAAUUUUAGUCAUUGGAAUAAGUGCGAUGACAAUUUUUGUCCUAAUGAGAAAAUUUCAUACAAAGAAUGGGAGUGAAAGCCGUGAAAGCCGGUUGUCAAAUCUAAAGCACAACUCCACAAAGAUUACAAUGCAUGCCAAUUCUAAUUACACUGAUAUUGAUAUCAUUCGGCAAGACUCUUUUGCACAGGAAGUUGUCAACACAAGAUAUAUCGAUUCAGCAAAUUCAACUAAUGGUGACUCCAUACUUUCACGAGAAAUCUUUGAAAAGGAUGGCAAGCCUAAUAGAGAUUAUCAGAUAGUACGGAAGCACUUCAAUAAUAAAGAAACUAAUACAAAUACAGUGUCUCCUAGGGAAAUGAAUUCACAAUCAUUAAUUAAAACAGUUUUAACAAUAAAACCAAGUCAAGACUCUUUAGUUACAUCAACGAAGAGCGGAGAGGCUGUUAAUAUAUUCACUAAAAACCCAGAUUAUGAUCAUUUAAACGAUUUUAAGGAGGAUACGAUUAGUGAAGGGAAAGUAUAUGAUCAUGUUAUGACUGUGGUUGAUUCUGAUCCAACAUACGAUCAUUUCAAAACUAACACCAAACCAAAAGAUGAUAACUACGACCAUGUCAGUGUUAAGUGAUAAUCUUAUACUAGUAUACAAGAAAAUUCCAAGAGCAUAUACAAUGUGUAAAGUCUGCAAAAUUUUAAAUAAUAAGGAACACUGUUUUAUUUAUUGCCAAAUCAGUAAUAAUGUUAGAACUCCCCUUAUGAUUGCAAUUUAAACCCAUUAUCAUAAUUUUAGCCAGCUUGACUCAAACUCUAAAUUAGACAACUAUUCUAGAUUCCAUUAAAGGUACUUAGUAUAAUGUUACGGGCUAUAUUAGGCAAUUGAUGGAGUUUCGAAAAUGAGGUCUACAAUGGUCAAAAAUGAAAACAACACGUCAUAAAUUUUAUGCGACCGAAGCGCUUUACUGGAUUAAUCUUCAUCAGUAACGUAAAAGUCGAAUAUUUGAAGGCCAAAUAUGUAUAAUAAUCUAAACAGUUGAACAGCUGUAUGACUGUAUAAAAAUAAACAAAUAGCCAAAUUUAUAUAUGUGCAUGUAAUGUUUGCAUCUUAACAUGUCAGGGCUUUUUUUUUGCAAUAAAGAUAUUUAAUGUAUUAAUU
Mytilus californianus (California mussel) is the source of this 2377-nucleotide messenger RNA. RefSeq lists its product as uncharacterized. The transcript is spliced from 12 exons. The coding region runs from base 83 to 1852 and encodes 589 amino acids. The record is from RefSeq and is a predicted model, not a curated record. NCBI's taxonomy places the organism in Eukaryota, Metazoa, Mollusca, Bivalvia, Mytilida, Mytilidae.